This is a messenger RNA of Megalops cyprinoides (Indo-Pacific tarpon), 984 nucleotides long. RefSeq names its product lymphocyte function-associated antigen 3-like. Bases 19 to 984 code for a protein of 321 amino acids. The transcript is spliced from 7 exons. Lineage: Eukaryota; Metazoa; Chordata; Actinopteri; Elopiformes; Megalopidae. The record is from RefSeq and is a predicted model, not a curated record.
ACAGUCUGAAGGUGAGCGAUGGCAGCUAGACUCCACCGAAUCAAGACACUAGUCUUUAUUAUCACGAACUUCACAUUUGUUUCAGGUGAGGCCGCAUCUGUUCUCUAUGGCAAAGUGGAUGGGACAAUCACACUCAGACCAGCCAUUGAUGGCCAGUGGGAUGAGAUUCUCUGGAAACACAAUGGCAAUAAAGUGGUGGAAUUUGACCAGAAGAACCUGAAUGAGUUUGGGCAAUUCAAAGGACGAACAGCCCUGGAUGUUACAAGAGGAGACCUUACGAUCAAAAACCUCAUAGAAAAUGACUCUGGGGACUACAAAGCAGAGCUGCAGAUAGCAGGACACCUGAAGUACUAUCACAAAGCAGUUAAAGUCAUUGAUGUUCUGAAAUCCCCGACAGUGACCUGCCAGGCUAAUGGCACCAUGGUGACAUUGCUGUGUGCAGGAGACCUCAGCCCGGUUACUCAGUACAGCUGGGAGGGGCCCGAGGCACAGAACCAGUCAGGGCCAGAGCUGCGGCUCCAGAGAAAGGAGAGCUCUGAUUCGGUCUACACCUGUGUGCUGAGCAACCCAGUGAGCCAGAGCAGCGAGAAGUUUAAUAUUCAGAGCUGCUUCCCUGCAGGAGAUGAAGAAGAUGACUCAGUCCCUGUCGUUGCAAUCGUUGUUUGUCUCCUCCUCCUCCUCCUCCUCCUCCUCCUCAUUUUGGGGCUGCUUUUUAUGUACCGGAAGAAAUACUGGUCAGUGGGAAGAGGGAAAAGAGGAAAAGAGGAAAACCCUGAAGCACCACCUGAAGAUGAGUCAGCACAACUAAUCAGUCCAAAACAUGAGAACCAGCAGAGUCCUGUGCAAGCACGGGACAGCAUGACUAAGGAGACAGUGGGACUCUCUCAGGAAGAGAGUCAGGCAGGGGAGUGGAGAGGAGCAGGUAUCAUUCUCAAUGUUCCGACCAUCAGGCCAAUGACGGCUGAAGCUCAGUUCAAAACCUGA